AAUAAUUUGCCUUUAAAAUAAACGAAGCCGUCGCUUCUGACAUCUUACGUGAGCUAGGUCAACUGGCCAGCGAACGGAGAACAGAGCAAGACGGAAGGGAGAUGGCCAAGUACGGUGAAUUGAGGAAGGCGGUGGAUACAGUGACUGCAGUGGACGCUCACGCGCACAACCUUGUGGCCAUUGAUUCCGACUUCCCCUUUCUCCACUGCUUCUCCGAAGCCCAGGACGAAGCACUAACAUUCGUUCCCCACACUCUCUCAUUCAAGAGGAAUGUGAGAGAUAUUGCCAAAUUGUACAACUGUGAGGCAUCUUUUGAUGCAGUGGAUAGGCAUAGAAAAUCUACUGGGAUAAUUUCUGUUGCUUCAAGAUGCUUUGAUGCUGCAAAUAUAUCUACUAUAUUCAUAGAUGACGGGAUUAAAUUUGACAAAAUGCAUGAUUUGGAGUGGCAUAGACGUUUUGGUCCAGUGGUUGGGAGAAUAUUAAGAAUCGAGCAUUUAGCGGAGACAAUUCUCAAUGACGAGAGGUAUCAUGAAUCAAAUUGGACUUUGGAGUUGUUCUCUCAGAUUUUUAUGGGACAAAUGACAUCAGUUGUUGAUAAGAUUGUUGCAAUGAAAAGUAUAGCUGCUUAUAGAAGUGGUCUAAAGAUAGAUACAAAUGUUAGCAAGAUACUUGCUGAGGAAGGUCUUCUCCGAGACUUGCAUGACAGGAAACCUGUUCGGAUAAAGAGUAAAGGCUUUAUUGAUUACAUAUUCACAUUGAGCCUAGAAGUUGCUCAGUCCUUCAACUUGCCUAUGCAGAUUCACACAGGUUUUGGUGAUAAAGACUUGGAUUUGAGGCAAUGCAACCCUCUUCAUCUGCGCACUGUUCUUGAGGAGAAGAGAUUUUCUAGAAGUCGGAUUGUUCUCCUACAUGCAGCUUAUCCAUAUUCGAGGGAAGCCUCAUAUCUUGCUUCUGUUUAUCCUCAGGUUUACCUUGAUUUUGGGUUGGCAGUGCCUAUGCUUAGUGUUCCAGGGAUGAUUUCUUCUGUGAGUGAAUUACUACAUUUGGCUCCAAUAAAAAAGGUAAUGUACAGCUCAGAUGGUUUUGCAUUUCCUGAAAUAUAUUAUCUAGGUUCAAAGAGAUCACGUGAGGUUCUGUUCCAUGUUUUGUCUAAUGCGUGUGAGGAUGGUGAUCUUACCAUUGACGAGGCACUGGAAGCUGUUGAAGAUAUAUUUAGACAAAAUGCACUUCGGCUUUACAAUUUGAGUGCUAUUGUUGGUUCUACUGAUUACAAAAGUUACAGCAUCCAAAAAAGCACAUUGAAGAUUGACACGUUACUAGAAGAUAUCAUGUUUGUUCGUAUCAUCUGGGCUGAUUCUUCUGGGCAACAACGAUGUCGAGUCAUUCCUGUAAAGCGCUUUUAUGAAGUUGUAGCCAACACUGGUGUAGGUUUGACUUUUGCAUCAAUGGGUAUGACUUCAUUUGCGGAUGGCCCAGCUGAUGGAACAAACCUUACUGGUACUGGUGAGAUCAGACUGAUGCCGGAUUGUUCAACAAAACAUCGAAUCCCAUGGUCAAAAAAAGAGGAAAUGGUGUUGGCCGACAUGCAAAUAAAACCCGGUGAAGCCUGGGAAUAUUGCCCUAGGAGUGCUUUGCGAAGGCUAGCAAAAAUUCUGAAUGAUGAAUUUAACCUGGUAAUGAAUGCAGGAUUUGAGAAUGAGUUUUAUCUGCUAAAAAAUAUUAUGAGAGAAGGGAAUGAGCACUUUGUUCCAUUUGAUUUAACAUCAUACUGCUCCACUUCAGGAUUUGAUGCUGUCUCACCUAUUUUGCAAGAAGUUAAUGCGGCACUUCAGGUCUUGGAUAUUACGGUCGAGCAGAUACAUGCAGAAGCUGGAAAAGGACAGUUUGAAAUUGCUUUGGGGCAUUCAUGUUGCACAUCAGCAGCUGAUAACUUGAUUUAUACUCGUGAGACUAUCAAAUCUAUCGCAAGAAAACAUGGGUUACUGGCUACAUUUGUCCCGAAGUACUUCUUAGAUGAUAUUGGCUCUGGAUCUCACGUACAUUUAAGCUUGUGGAAAAAUGGAAGAAAUGUUUUUAUGGGAUCAGAGGAAUCAAAAACUCCAUAUGGCAUGUCUGAGAUUGGAGAAAAAUUCAUGGCUGGUGUUUUUUACCAUCUUCCAUCCAUUUUAGCUUUUACGGCUCCACUUCCGAACAGUUAUGAUCGUAUUCAACCAAACACUUGGAGUGGAGCAUAUCAAUGUUGGGGAAAGGAAAAUAGAGAAGCCCCAUUAAGAACUGCAUGUCCACCUGGUAUAUCUCAAGAAGUUGUGAGCAACUUUGAGAUCAAGUCCUUUGAUGGGUGUGCAAAUCCACACUUGGGUCUUGCAUCAAUAAUUGCUGCUGGGAUUGACGGCCUUAAAAGAAAUCUUAGCUUGCCAAAGCCUAUUGAAGUAAAUCCAUCUAGUCAUGAUUCAGUACUUAAAAGUUUGCCAAAAGGAUUGCACGAAUCCAUUCAAGCACUUGCUGAAGAUAAUGUUUUGAAAGAUCUACUUGGACAAAAGCUUAUAACCGCUGUUAUAGGCGUCCGCAAGGCAGAGAUUGAUUAUUAUGGAAAGAACAAAGAAGCAUACAAACAGCUCAUUCACAAGUAUUAAAAAAUUUUGCGUCACUCGACUUGCUAAUUUGCUGGCCCUUUUGCGCUUUAUACUGGCUGUUGGAGUUUUAUUUUUAGUUCUUGUUAAUGCAUCAAUGACCUAGAGGGUGAAAUGGAAAAAUUAGGAAUCAGAUAAUGAUUUCAAUUUUAUAAUUUUAGGAAUGAAUAAAAUGCAAAUAUUUGGAUUUCUUGGUUGAUUAUCUGCAAGAUUUGUUGUAGAGCAUACUGAGCCGUGUGCCUAACUUGUAUUGAUGGAGAUUAUGGGAAUUAAGUUGGGCUUGGUUUGAGAUAGUUU
This is a messenger RNA of Dendrobium catenatum, 2927 nucleotides long. Its product is annotated as protein fluG. The record is from RefSeq and is a predicted model, not a curated record. The coding region runs from base 102 to 2633 and encodes 843 amino acids. Gene Ontology annotation, molecular function: hydrolase activity; glutamine synthetase activity. Lineage: Eukaryota; Viridiplantae; Streptophyta; Magnoliopsida; Asparagales; Orchidaceae. The transcript is spliced from 18 exons.